AUGUCUUACGAUUUUCUUUUUAAAUAUAUCAUCAUAGGAGACUCAGGUGUUGGAAAGUCCUGCCUUUUGCUUCAAUUAUUAGAUAAAAGGUUCCGAUAGAAGCAUGAAGUUACAAUUGGAGUAGAAUUCGGUGCUAAGCCCAUAGAGGUUGAUGAUUUAAACGUAAAGUUGCAAGUGUGGGACACUGCAGGACAAGAGGCAUUCAAAAGCAUUACUCGAACUUAUUAUAGAUCAGCUGCUGGUGCUUUAAUUGUUUAUGAUGUCACAAAGCGAGAAUCCUUUAACAGUGUUUAGACUUGGAUUGAAGAGGCUAGGCAGAAUGGAAACUAGACAAUGAGCAUGAUUUUGGUUGGCAAUAAAACUGAUCUCGAGUCAAUGAGGGAGGUAACCACAGAAGAAGGAAAGCAGUUGGCUAAGCAAUAAAAUAUAUUGUUUAUUGAGACAAGUGCAAAGACAGGAGAUCAUAUUGAUGAUGCCUUUGUUAUUAGUGCUAAAGAAAUCAUCCAAAAAUUAAAAAGCAAAUAAAUUGAUUUGCGUGAUGAAAAUUGUGGUAUUAAGAAGGGUGCAAAUGCUCAAAACAAAAACACACUUCAAAAUUCAGAUGACGAUAAAAAAUAACUAAAUAGUUGUUGUUGA
Paramecium tetraurelia is the source of this 636-nucleotide messenger RNA. RefSeq lists its product as uncharacterized. Gene Ontology annotation, cellular component: Golgi apparatus. Gene Ontology annotation, molecular function: GTPase activity; GTP binding. Lineage: Eukaryota; Ciliophora; Oligohymenophorea; Peniculida; Parameciidae. The record is from RefSeq and is a predicted model, not a curated record. The transcript has 4 exons.